CUCAAAUUUGGAGGUUGUGCUACGAGAAUUAAGGUGCAGAAUCAGGUGUAACGUGAAAAUUGAAGCAGAAUCUAACAAAAUAAAAGUUUCGAGAAAUGUUGGAUUAGAAGGUCUUUGGAUCACCAUCUUACUCUAG
This is a messenger RNA of Racocetra persica, 136 nucleotides long. NCBI's taxonomy places the organism in Eukaryota, Fungi, Glomeromycota, Glomeromycetes, Diversisporales, Gigasporaceae. The record is from the annotation of a GenBank genome assembly.